Acyrthosiphon pisum (pea aphid) is the source of this 1144-nucleotide messenger RNA. RefSeq lists its product as uncharacterized. The transcript has a single exon. The record is from RefSeq and is a predicted model, not a curated record. Lineage: Eukaryota; Metazoa; Arthropoda; Insecta; Hemiptera; Aphididae. The annotation marks the transcript as partial.
AUGCCUAUCUGUCCUCUCGCACCUCAAGUCAAACAGCACUUUAGUCACUUAGCGCUUGCAGACCCAGGAUUCGACCGUUCCGACCCCAUAGAUUUACUUUUGGGUGCUGAUGUGUACUCCCAGGUCAUGAACGGUAAACGAAUUGUCAUCAAUGAUUCGUUGCCUGCUGCUUUCGGGUCCUUGUUUGGCUGGAUCAUUAUCGGCCCUGUUCAGGGCUCUGUGUCUCAAUCGUUCCAAUCUAAUGUUGUGUCACUUACCAUCUCUUUAGAGACGGUAUCUUAUCCAACGGUUAUCCAACGGUUUAUCCAACGGUUUUGGCAAGUGGAAGAGCCGGACGAAGUUCCAGACACAUUCACCAAGGACGGUCAAUGUGAAAGUAUUUACAUUUCGGAACGGACACGUGAUUCUACGGGACGAUUUGUAGUUCCACUACCAUUUUUAAAUGAACACCGGUCCGAGACGUUUCCCGGUUCCAGACAAAUAGCUGUGCGACGCUUUCAGAAUCUGGAAAAGAAGCUCCAAGACAAUGACACCUUAGGCCAAGCAUACAGACAGUUUAUGCAUGAGUACGAAUCGUUGGGACAUAUGUCCAUUGCUCCUUGCCCAGGUUCAUACUUUAUUCCACAUCAUCCGGUGUUUAAGGGAUCGCCAACUUCGAGCAAGAUACGAGUUGUCUUCGAUGCAUCUGCAACGGCAUCGAACAAGCUUUCGUUAAACCAAUGUCUGCAUACCGGCCCUAAAUUGCAACAAGAUAUCAUCGACAUCCUUCUACGGUUCCGCGUGCACAAGCACACAUUCACUGCUGAUGUGUGCAAAAUGUACCGCCAGAUUUUAGUACAUCAGCAAUAUCGGUCAUUUCAACACAUAGUUUGGCGGGCGUCACCAACGGAUGAACUGAAGGAAUAUCAGCUUAACACGGUCACCUAUGGCGUGAAUUGUGCCCCCUACCUGGCCCUGAGAGUACUCCAAGACAUGGCAGACCAAGAGGGAGAUGACUUUCCGACGGUUAGAGAUGCGUUGUUACAUCAGACAUAUGUCGAUGACGUAUGUGUUGGAGCUGAUACUACCGGUGGACUUCUCAAGUUGCAAUCAGAUCUGCAAUUAGUCCUGGGCCGCGCCGGUCUGGAUCUCAAAAAAUGGUCAA